This is a messenger RNA of Chroicocephalus ridibundus (black-headed gull), 6715 nucleotides long. RefSeq names its product globoside alpha-1,3-N-acetylgalactosaminyltransferase 1 (FORS blood group) (gene GBGT1). Gene Ontology annotation, cellular component: membrane; vesicle; Golgi apparatus. Lineage: Eukaryota; Metazoa; Chordata; Aves; Charadriiformes; Laridae. The record is from RefSeq and is a predicted model, not a curated record. Gene Ontology annotation, biological process: carbohydrate metabolic process. The transcript is spliced from 5 exons. Bases 1407 to 2309 code for a protein of 300 amino acids. Gene Ontology annotation, molecular function: globoside alpha-N-acetylgalactosaminyltransferase activity.
AAGCUGCUGGGAGAUUACAGUCGGGAAUGGAAAAGUACGCUACCUCCCAUAUUACCUUCCUUGCCCGGAAAUCUUGUAAGUGUCCCAUUUUGUAUGUAAUUAAUAACACAGAUCGUUGUUACAGGAGCUGUACUUCACUGACAGUAUAAAUAGUUAUUAACAAGUAGUCACUUGUUCUUUAUUUUAUGCGAUGAUGAAUCUGUAAUUAGUCAGUCUCUUAAAACUACAUGGCUCUAACGCAAACUUGUCUGCUUGCCCUUCAGGACAGCUCUGUAUUUGUACAGCGUGAGUGAGGCCUUGUCUAUUGCAGAUCACAGAGGCCGUGACUAACAGGUUAACAUUGGCUUUGUUAUCAGGGUGUAAUUACACACGUGCACGUGUACACACAGGAUCUCACUGUGCUUUGAGACGUGGAUCAAGUAUCCCAGCUCACAAGAUGGAGAAACACAGGUCAGAGAGGUGACAUGAACGAUCCUAUAAGGAGUUCUGUCAGAGUUAGAAAUAAUCCCCCAGUCUCCUAAUCGUGUUCAUCUUCUUCACUCUAUGAUCUGUGCUUUUCACUUGCUUUAUGAAUGUAUUUGCGUUGUGGCAGCACUUGAGUCAUGGACCAGAAGCCUAUUUUGAACAAAAAGAAAGGGAAGAUGCUUCCCCAGAAAUCUUACAGUUUAAGGGGUCAGCUUCAUUGCAUCACGCAAGCUAAUGUACGGAUAGCUGACUUAGCAUUGGUCCUAAAAUCUGCCUCAAAACUGCAUAAAAGAGAAUUUACACUGUGGAGGAACAGGUUAUAUGGCCUAAGUGACUUCACUGCCAUAUCCAACCGUAACUGUAACAUGACAAGCCACGGCUUUUCCCAUCCUUUGUCAUGACCUACUAAUCUUGUAAAAACAAAACAAAAAGAUGCAAAUAGGAAAGGUGAUCUCUUACAGAAGCAUUCUGAUUAUUUCAAGUCAUUAAAAAACAUUGUGUCUAGUAAGAUGCUUAUUUCUGUGAAUGCUGUUUAAAGUGUGAUAUAUUUCAGGUAGUUCAUCCCUCCGGGUGAACAGGAACAGGUAUGCAGGGAAUGCAGCACGUAUGUGACCAGAAGUGGCAGUCCCCAGCAAGCAUGUGCUUCCCUUGAUUUUCACCCCUAAACUCUGACUUGACUUGCCUAGACGUGGAGAGCUGCCAGUUUCUCUCUGUCCCUGUUCCGUUGUGUGCUGUUUCCAAAGUGUUACUCGCCUGACAGCCCUUGAAGGUGCGUACAGGCAGCGUCUAACUCUCUGUACCAGGCAGAGUAGCGUCCGCAGCAGCUGGAGCGAGAACUUGGACAGCUGUCGGUACACCAGCAGGUCCUGAAACUGAACCAGGUUCUUGUUUUUGGAAAAGUGUUACAAUCCCUUUCUUUUCCUACCUCAUCAUGCAGCUCCAUGAAACUCCAAUAUACAGAAGAGAAGCCAGUCCAGCUUUUUCCCCAAUUAUUUUAUCAGCAGCCAAGAGUGCUGGCUCCAGAGCGUCAGGAUGUGCUGACAAUCACGCCAUGGCUGGCCCCCAUCAUCUGGGAAGGAACCUUCAAUUCUGAGAUCCUAGACGGUGCCUACAGGCCGCUGAAUCUCACCAUAGGGGUGACAGCCUUUGCCAUUGGAAAAUAUACAAGGUUUGUGGGCCGCUUCUUGGAGUCAGCAGAGAAACAUUUCAUGAAAGGCUAUCGAGUGAACUAUUAUAUCUUCACUGACAACCCUGAGACAAUUCCCAAUGUCCAGCUGCAGCCUGGACGAAGGUUUGUCAUUGUCCCCAUCAAGAAAUACCCUAGCUGGCAAGCGAUCUCCAUGCGCAGGAUGGAGGCCAUAAACAAGCACAUAGCGGAGACGAGCCAUCAGGAGGUGGACUACCUCUUCUGCCUGGACAUUGACAUGGUGUUCUACAAUUCCUGGGGGCCUGAGACCCUGGGUGAUACAGUAGCAGCCAUACACCCUGGCUAUUUCAAUGUCCCUCGAAGCCAGUUCCCUUAUGAGAGGAGGAGCUCUUCAGCAGCCUACAUCCCUGAUGGAGAAGGGGACUUCUACUACGGAGGAGCCGUGUUUGGAGGGCUGGUCAAGAAAGUUUAUGAGUUCACCAGGACUUGCCACAUGACCAUCCUGACAGACAAAGCCAAUGAGAUCAUGGCAGCCUGGCAGGAAGAAAGCCAUCUCAACAGGCACUUCCUCUCCCACAAACCCUCCAAGGUUCUUUCUCCAGAGUAUUUAUGGGAUGACAGGAAGCCAAAGCCCCCUGAAAUUCACCUCAUACGUUUCUCCAAAGUGGAUAAGAACUACAAAGAGAUAAGAGACUGACCACCUGAUCCCUGAAGAGAUGUUCUCCACACCACCAAACCCACUGAAUAUUAGCUCCCACAGAAUAUGCCCCACCAUGAAGUUUUGUUCCCAGUGUGAACAAAGUGAGAAAGGAACAUGUGGAUAGUUUCUCUGGAGAACAGGAGUCUUAAUGCAUUUCAGAAGCAGCAGCCAAAGUGGAGGUGAGAAUGAAAAAGUUUCCAGGUUCCUAAUCUUUGGAAAUAUAAGCAUCCCACUUCAGGCUGCAGCACACAAAAAGGCACCCCAAAGGCCCAUUAUCAAAUGCAAGGCUGUCCUUAUAGCAAGGCUGCGGCGUGUUUUCUUGAGGCCUAGCAAAAACUUAUGAAGAUCAAAACGGUAUUUGACAUUCCUGUGGAGAAGGAGAAGACCUAGAGUUUUAGUAAAGACCUUUUCACUUAAAAAAAAUUAUGAAUUUGGCAGGGCAGUGAAUUUUCAUGCAGUGUGAUUUAAAAUCACACCCUUUAUCAGGAUCAGGAGGAAACUUGCACUCAGAGCAAGUUAUCCCUGAUUAGUUUAUAGCAGAAUUUCUUGGACCUUCUCAGAAGAGAGCUGAGGGCUGGUGCCAGCCAUUACCAGUAAGAACCCUGGUCUGACAGGACAAAUAGUGUGAAUUCUUAUAGCAAUUAUCUUCCAAAUUCCAAUCUGUGUUACGGAAACCUGCGUUUAGACAGAACUGGCACAGCUCAGACCCAGACUGAAAUUCUUUGGGUUUAUUUCAAUCACAGAUGUGCUCUGAACCUUUUCCCUGGUUCACGUGUCUCUGUAGAUCAUGUAAUCUUUUCCAACACAGAAAAUCUGGGAUUGAGAGGUUCAUGUUCCUAUUCAUUGCUUCAGUCCUUCCCAACUUUUCUAAGCUCCGUGAAGUAAAUUGGCUAGAAGCUGCUGGAACCGACAGUAAGAGCUGAUGCGUUUCCAGCAAACGGGGUGAUUUCAUUUUAUAAUGAAAUGCUCUAGUGAAACUGUGAGUUCAGUCUAGAGCUGGAAGUAAGCUGGGGUUAACAUUUUCUUUGUGUGAAUGCGAUGAGAAGCUGAACCGGGCAUUUUGCAGCCUUUAAAGCCUGACAGCUCACUCGUGUGAACAGGCGAGGGGCGUCCAGACACAGGGGAACAGCCACGGCUUGCCAGUGACGACUGUAUAAUUGUCAACUGAGGUCACAGCAUGGAGGUUCAUGUGCCACCUCCCUUGCCACAGCACGGCUGCCAUAAACAUCUCCUCUGUUAUCUCCCGAGGCGUGCUACCAAAGGGCUGUGCGAGUCUGUGCCAUGCUCUUUUAAUGUCAGCAGGGAGAGAGAGCACAAGGAGCAGUGGGGAAUGGCCAUGCUGAGCGCUGCUGCCAUGCUGUACGGCACGGAGAGGAGAAGCGGGGGUGAAAGGGCUAAGCAGACUGUUUCUAAGGGAACAGUUUUAAAAAAAAAAAAAAAAAGGCUCAUUUGUCAGAGAGAGAGAAAAUGGGGAAGAGGUGCCUGACUGUUCUUGCUUCUCCUCACAUGAGAAAAUUGCUGUAUGGCAGUGUAUCAAGUAUUCAAAGCUUUAGGGCCUCACCACUGAUUGCAGAUGAACUUAACGAGCCAUUUCAUUCCUGUGUGAGCAGGCUGAAAAUGGCACUUGCCAGUGUCAUUGUAGGCAUUUCAUCUUCCAGAUGACUAAUUAGAAAAGCUUUCACGGUAUCCAUAAUAUAGAUAAGGUACACAAAAUACCUCCAGCCCAAAACCCCCAGUGGCAGAUGGGUCUGCUUUAUCCCGCAAAGGGUCUGCCCUAUUAUAUUUUCUCCAGACUGUUCUUAGUGCCGUGCUGCUGGAGGAAGAUACCCCACUUCAUAACUAAACCAGAACUGAAUCUCCCGUGAAGAUGUCUGCCUUUGGUAACCAGGCAACUCAGUUAAGCCAAAAGGGUGAAGAAAGAUCUUUAUCCAAAUAUUUCCGAAAAGAUAUAUUCUGACUGAAGCCAGGAUUAAUACUGUAUAUUUCUUACUCGUAAAACAGUUGUGUCUGAAGGCCAUGACCGAAACCAGGGUCUCAUUAUGCCAGUUGCUAUAUAUAUAUGUACACGUAUAUGGAUUCUUUUACAAGCCAGAAGGAACUGUCUAGUCUGAUCUCCUGCACAGGACAAGCCAGAUAAAAUUAUCUCCCAAUGUCAGUAUCAAGCUCACAAUAUAUGGCUGGGCUGUGCUAGCUUAGAAAAGCCUUCAGACCCAUUAAAAACGUGAAGUGAUGUAGCAGCCACAAGUCCACAGAUCAGCUGUGCCAAUGGCUAAUUCCCCUUAUGCCUUAAUUCUGUUCUAAAUUGGUCUGUGUUUGCAGCCUGUAUUCGCAGCCGUUGGGCUUCAUUCUGCCAUACUAAAUGACUUGAAUUCCUGUGCAGGUGGCCAUAGCCUAUACUAAAUCCACCAUGAGAGGAAGUUCUCCAGCACAAAUGUUGUGUGAUAGAGAGUGGGCUGUAUUUCUGGGGUACCUGUUCUGAAAAACUUUUGUGAAAGGCUUGGUCUCCAGCUCUGCUUCCGACACCUUUUGGCUGAAUCCAAGACCGUGUGAUUGACGUGAUAAUGGCCUGAUUUGUGCAGUGCCAAACAUGUUUAUUCUCCUGGCAGGCCCGCAGCUUCUCCCCGGGGGAAGGUCUUAUGUCACGUUACCUGACACAGUUCUGCUCGACAGGGCUGUGAUUUGAGGCAGUACCGAGAAACUCCCUGUGUCUCCAGGGAGCAGCAGAAUGUGACUGCAGAAACACACUCCCCAGUGCAGUGUGGGAGAUGCUCCCUGAAUCAGCUCAUGCCCUCCUCUAAUUAAUGAAAGCCUGGACUUCUGUUGUCAUCCCCUGCUGAUUAAUCCCCUUCCCCCAACACCAGCGGCAAGCUUUCCUUCUCUCAUUUGGAUUGUGCAGCCUGAGACUUGUGGGCAGUGUGGCAGCUUCACAAGGACCUACUUUCUGAUCUGAAUUCCCCACCAGCAUCCAUUGCUCAGUGGGGAAACUGAGGCAGACAAUUAGCAAGGGAGCAAAUUGGCACUAUUGCAUCUGGGGUCUUCCUCCAUUUGCUACAGGGGGUCAAUGCCAUCUCAUGUGUCCCCGUGCAAAGGGAAUUUGUACUUGGAAACACGCACAUAGUACUGCAUGAAAAGGGAAUCACCACAUGUAAAUAAAUCAUCGGCCGAUUUACACUGCCUGAGGAUCUGAUCGUGCUUUCGAGGUAUUUCUGACUCAAGCCCUGUUUGUCCUUAACCAAGCCUCAGAUCAGUAGCUUGUUGCCUUCCCAAGGGCCCCUUGUUCCAUCCGUCCCUUUCUGCUCGGCUGGAACAGACUCAUCAUUCAUUGUCCAUCUAAUUUAAGAACCCAUCUGACAGGCUUUUUCUUUCCUUGUCCCAGCUGGUGACUUUCCUUUCCCCAAAGGGAAAACUUCUCUGGGGGGCAAGAUACAGAAACUUCCAGCACCGAAUAUGAUCCUAGGUGGGGACAGACCAUGAUCCUCUCGUUUCCCUGCUGAUAGAACAAGAAUCAUUUCCACAAAGCCAGACUUGCACCCUUUUUCACUCCUGUUUGGAUUUCCCUUAACCCUCCCACAGGUGCUGCUGCCUGACAUUAUUGACCAGAAAUGUCAUUUUGAACCACUUUGGUGUGCAGCAAUAGUUAGGAAAGGACUGGCCCAGUCAAACCUUCUCUGGGUGAGAUCUGUGGCUGGGGGACACGGAAAUGAGAUGGUCUUUGAGCAGGCACAGAUGAGGAAGGAUAAGAACAUCAGCUAUUCCCCUGCACAAAACCAGGCUGGGGAAUAGCUGUGUGCAUCUGGCUGCUUUAACACCGCAAAAGCAGCACGGUGGUGGGAAGGAGCUGGAAGGCUGUGAGCUCCCUGCCGGAACGGCUGGUUUUAGUCUCCCACCCUUGUCUUACCUGUUUAGCCUGUGGCUUUCCAAGGAAGGGACUGUCCCUUGUUCUCUGUCCGCACGGGGACUAGUCGUGGUUGCUCACUAGUGAAUGUGAGAUACACAGAAUGAGUUUCUUCCUCAGCAGGGGUUUGCUCUGGUCUCAAAGGGCAGCUCUAAGCACCAGGGUUACUAUUUUCUCCACCCACUGCUCUGCUUCACCUCACCGCCACAGCGAGUCCCCGUGGGAUCCCCAGGGGUGAAACAUGUGGAGAGCAACUCUGCAGGCGGAGUGACAAUGACAGUGACGGGUGCUUUCAGGAACAGCAGGAACUGCAGAAGGAAUUUGCAGGAGUGGGUUGCGCUUUACUCACACUAAAUCCCCAAUCCUGCAGUUCUGCUCCACACGUAGGUCCACACAAUCAAAUAAUUUAGGAAAGCAUUGCUAGCAAAACGCAUCGAAGAAGUGACUUUUAAAUGUCUGCCUACCCACCCGACUCCCUCCUUUCUCUAAGAGUAAUGCUGUACUGACU